Messenger RNA from Penicillium angulare, 291 nucleotides. RefSeq lists its product as uncharacterized. The coding region runs from base 1 to 291 and encodes 96 amino acids. The record is from RefSeq and is a predicted model, not a curated record. The transcript has a single exon. Lineage: Eukaryota; Fungi; Ascomycota; Eurotiomycetes; Eurotiales; Aspergillaceae.
AUGGAAGGGACGUGGGAAGAAUGGUAUAUCGAUUUAACUACUCGAGCUCGAACUGAGUACGACCUCCUGGGUCAUAUCGUUGGUUGGUUGCGGACUGUAUCUCGAAGCCUCAACGUGCAGUAUAUUGUAUUCGAAGAAGAAGAUUCCUGGAGGACUUCAGACAAGUUGGAAAAACAGAAAUUGGAAGAAGCUGCUCGUAUAACUGCGGAGAAGUUGGAAGAGCAAAGGCGCGCAGAUGCAGUUGUCCCUCCGUCUAUCUUUGACAUACCGUGGGCUAAUAAGCCAACUUAG